This is a messenger RNA of Microtus ochrogaster (prairie vole), 7544 nucleotides long. It is a transcript of the gene Mcm3ap, whose product is annotated as minichromosome maintenance complex component 3 associated protein. Gene Ontology annotation, biological process: mRNA export from nucleus. NCBI's taxonomy places the organism in Eukaryota, Metazoa, Chordata, Mammalia, Rodentia, Cricetidae. Gene Ontology annotation, molecular function: nucleic acid binding. Gene Ontology annotation, cellular component: cytoplasm; nucleus; transcription export complex 2. The record is from RefSeq and is a predicted model, not a curated record. The coding region runs from base 489 to 6626 and encodes 2045 amino acids. The transcript is spliced from 29 exons.
GCACACAUCUAAGGGACUGUCCCAGUGGUCUGUAGUGAACCCACAGUGCGAUGGGCCUGGUGGUGAACGGAUGCUGGCAGUGAAUGAGCAUCGGCCCUCGCGGCAGGGCGAUAUCUGGUGGAAACGCUCCUGCGGCAGCCUCCGCGGUUCACUGCGUUCUUGCCGAGUUGCUGAAGGCCUGGCUUCGCCAUCUUCGCCCGAAGGUCUCUGUCGGCGGUGCCACCCGUUUCCCAAGAGCUGCCGGCGAAGGCAACAAAACUUAGGUCUAGGCCAGGCCAAGGCAUCUCAAGUUCGAGUUACUGGGAGAAAGAUGAGAUGGUAGAAAAUCAGAACGGUGACAUUUUAACAGUAUUACGCUGUAAUUCUCUGGCCUUGGAGAUCGCAAGAAUCAGGCGUUAUCCUGAGGGAUGAAGGAGAGCUUCCCCAGGCCACAGGCAGUUUAAGGAAGAGGACUAGUUGUGGACAGACUGUAUUGAUUGCCUUCAAAGAUGAACCCAGGGAACCCCUUCAUUGGGAAGCAGCCCAGUGCUUUUGCAGUAUCUUCUAGUACCACGGGAACAUUCCAGACGAAGUCACCAUUUCGAUUCGGCCAGCCUUCCCUUUUUGGACAAAACACCACGCUGAGCAAGAACCUUGGCUUUUCACAGGUAUCAUCGAGCUUUACAGCACCCUCUGGAAUAAGUCAUUCUUCCUCGUUGCCAAUGUUUGGACUUCCCCAAACCUCUAGUGCUGGACUGUUUACUAGUCUUGAAUCCACACCUUCUUUUCCAGCUACCUCUGGGCCUUCAAGUUCAUCUGCGUCGGGAAAUACAGGAUUUAGUUUUAAAUCACCCUCUAGCGUUGGGGUUUUCCCAAGCGGUUCUACUUUUGGGUCAGAGACUGGAGAAGUAGCAAGCUCUGGUUUUAGGAAAACAGAUUUCAAGUUUAAACCUCUGGAAAAUGCAGUAUUCAGACCAAUCCUGGGGGCAGAGUCAGAGCCAGAGGAAAACCAGAGUCAAGCUGCGUCUGGCUUUCUCAAGUUUUCCCGGCCCGCUAGUAGUGCCUCCGGAGGCCUGACCCCUUCUCCUUUUCCUCAGGCGACAAACAGUUCAGUGACUAGUUCAAAUUUUGUCUUUUCAAAGCCAGCUGACAGUAAUACCACAUCUGCCCUUAUCCCUCCUUUGUCCAGCCAGAGUGUGGAAGAAGAGAAGAGGGGACCUAAAUCAGUAUUUGGAAGUUCGAAUACUGGUUUCGCCACUUUCCCCAUGUCAUCUGGAUCUUUGGGGGAGCACUUCCCAGGCAACAAAAUGGGUAUCCAUCAAGGAUGUGAAGGAGCCAUUUCCCUGGCGGAGCCGCUUCCUACCCCCAUGAAAGGACUAAAAAGGAAAGAGGACCAGGAUCGCUCCCCAAGGAGACACUGCCAUGAGACAGCAGAAGAUUCCGACCCCCUGUCCCGGGGCGACCAUCCUCCAGAUAAACGACCAGUCCGCCUAAAUAGACCCCGGGGAGGCACUUUGUUUGGUCGGACGAUACAGGAUGUCUUCAAAAGCAAUAAAGAAGUAGGUCGCCUGGGCAGCAAGGAAUCUAAAAAGGAAACAGGCUUUGUGGAAUCUGGGGAAAGUGACCACAUGACUGUCCCAGGAGGAAAUCAGUCUGCCCUGGUACCUUCCCGGCUUCCUGCUGUGAGUAAAGAGGAAGAGGCAGAAGGUAGAGAUGAAAAAGAAGAUUCCCUCAGGGGAGCAUCUUCUCGCCCGAGCAAAAGGAGUGAGAACACAGACAGUCUCAGGGGCUUGUCUUCCCUGGAGUCCACAGCCAUCCAGUGCAAGAACAUCCCUGACUGUCUCAACAACAGGACCAUCCUGGAGAACCACUUCGGCAAAAUCGCCAAAGUACAGCGGAUCUUCACCCGGCGCAGCAAAAAGCUGGCAGUGGUGCAUUUUUUUGAUCACGCAUCUGCAGCCCUGGCUAGGAAGAAGGGGAAAAGUCUGCAUAAGGAUAUGUCUAUCUUUUGGCACAAGAAGAAAAUAAGUCCCAGCAAAAAACCCUUUUCUGUGAAGGAGAAGAAGCUUGGUGAUGGUGAAACCAGUCAAGGCAUAGAGGAUCCCCCCUUUCAGCAUUCCCCUCUUGGCAAGCCCAUAGUGAGGCCUGCAGCUGGCAGCCUGCUGAAUAAAAGCUCUCCAGUGAAGAAGCCAAGCCUUCUAAAGAUCCACCAGUUUGAGGUAGACCCUUUUGACUCUGGAUCUGAGGGCCCCGAGGGCCUUGGUUCAUGUGCGUCAUCUCUUAGCAUCCUGAUAGGAACUGUGGCUGAGACAUCUGAGGAGAAGUACCGCCUUCUGGACCAGAGAGACCGAAUAAUGCGGCAAGCUCGGGUGAAGAGGACUGAUCUGGACAAAGCAAGGGCAUUUGUUGGGACGUGCCCUGACAUGUGUCCUGAGAAGGAACGCUACUUGCGGGAGACCCGGAGCCAGCUGAGCGUGUUUGAAGUGGUUCCAGGGACUGACCAGGUGGACCAUGCAGCAGCUGUGAAGGAGUACAGCCGGUCCUCUGCAGAUCAGGAGGAGCCCCUGCCACAUGAGCUGAGGCCCUCAGCAGUUCUCAGCAGGACCAUGGACUACCUGGUGACCCAGAUCAUGGACCAAAAGGAAGGCAGCCUUCGGGACUGGUACGACUUCGUGUGGAACCGCACACGGGGUAUACGGAAGGACAUCACACAGCAGCACCUCUGUGAUCCCCUGACGGUGUCUCUGAUUGAGAAAUGUACGCGAUUCCAUAUCCACUGUGCCCACUUCAUGUGCGAGGAGCCCAUGUCCUCCUUCGAUGCCAAGAUCAACAAUGAGAAUAUGACCAAGUGUCUACAGAGUCUGAAGGAGAUGUACCAGGACCUGAGGAACAAAGGUGUUUUCUGUACCAGCGAGGCAGAGUUCCAGGGCUACAAUGUCCUGCUCAAUCUCAACAAAGGAGACAUUUUAAGAGAAGUGCAGCAGUUCCACCCUGAUGUUAGGAACUCCCCCGAGGUCAACUUUGCUGUCCAGGCUUUUGCUGCAUUGAACAGUAAUAAUUUCGUGAGAUUCUUCAAACUGGUCCAGUCUGCUUCUUACCUGAAUGCGUGCCUGCUACACUGUUACUUUAACCAGAUCCGAAAGGACGCCCUCCGAGCACUCAAUGUUGCAUACACUGUGAGCACACAACGCUCUACUGUCUUCCCUCUGGAUGGUGUCGUACGCAUGCUGUUAUUCAGAGAUUGUGAAGAAGCAACAGACUUCCUCAAUUGCCAUGGCCUCACUGUGGCUGAUGGCUGUGUUGAGCUUAAUCGGUCCGCAUUCAUGGAACCAGAGGGAUUAUCCAAGGCCAGGAAGUCAGUGUUUAUUGCCCGGAAGCUGACUGUGUCUGUUGGAGAAGUCGUGAAUGGAGGGCCACUGCCCCCUGUACCUCGCCACACGCCUGUGUGCAGCUUUAACUCCCAGAAUAAGUACGUUGGGGAGAGCCUGGCAACAGAGCUGCCCAUCAGCGCUCAGAGAUCUGGUGCCGAUGCAGCCGGUGGUGGGCGAGGAGAGGAGCAUGAGGCAGAGGUGGAUGUGCCCCCACUGGCUCUCCUCCCACAGCCGCCUCCUGCACCCUCAUCCACACCAGUGAUUCAUGUGGCACCACUGGCCCCUGGUCUUUUCCAGUCCUCCAUACAGCCCGAGCUGCUGCCUCCAAAGCCUGCUCCUCUGUACUCUGACUUGGACCUGGUGCAGGUGGUGGACGAGCUCAUCCAGGAGACUCUUCAAGUGGACUGUGAAGAAGUCAGCACGGCUGGGGCAGCCUAUGUAGCCGCAGCUCUGGGUGUUUCUAAUGCUGCCGUGGAGGAUCUGAUAACAGCUGAAACCACAGGCAUCUUGAGGCAUGUUGCUGCUGAAGAAGUAUCCAUGGAAAGGCAGAGAAGAGAGGAAGAAAAGCGGCAGGCUGAAGAGGAAAGGUUGAAGCAAGAGAGAGAACUGGUGUUGACCCAGCUGAGCGAGGGCCUGGCUGCAGAGCUGACAGAACUCAUGGUGACAGAGUGUGUGCGGGAAACCUGCUCCCAGGAAUUAAAGAGUGCAGUCGAGACAGACCAGAAGGUUCGCAUGGCCCGCUGUUGUGAAGCCGUCUGUGCACACCUGCUGGAUUUGUUUCUUGCUGAGGAAAUUUUCCAGACUGCCAAAGAGACACUCCAGGAACUUCAGUGCUUCUGCAAGUAUCUACAACGGUGGAGGGAAGCUGUUGCAGCCCGGAAGAAACUCCGGCGUCAGAUGCGGGCCUUCCCUGCUGCACCGUGCUGUGUGGACAUGAAUGACCGACUGCAGGCACUAGUGCCCAGUGCAGAGUGCCCCAUUGCUGAGGAGAACCUGGCCAGGGGCCUCUUGGACCUGGGCCAUGCGGGGAAAGUAGGCAUCUCCUGUACCAGGUUGAGGCGGCUUAGAAACAAGACAGCUCAUCAGAUGAAGGUUCAGCACUUCCACCAGCAGCUGCUCAGUAAUGCUGCAUGGGCACCCCUGGACCUGCCAUCCUUCGUGGCUGAGCACCUCCCUGUGAAGCGUGAGCGCAUGUUUUGGAAACUGGUGCUGGUGUUGCCUGAUGGAGAAGAGCAGACUCCAGAGAGUCCUGGCAGAAUACUAGAGAAUUGGCUAAAGGUGAAGUUCACAGGAGAUGACAGCCUGGUGGAUGAUAUACGUGAUGGUGGCGGUGAUAUCCAGACACUCACGGUCUUUAAUGCGCUCAGUAGUAAAGGGGAUCAAACAGUUUCUGUUAACGUGUGCAUAAAGGUCGCCCAUGGCACCCUUAGUGACAGUGCCCUUGAUGCUGUGGAGACACGGAAGGACCUGUUGGGAGCCAGUGGGCUCAUGCUGCUGCUUCCUCCCAAAGUGAAGACUGAGGACGUGGCAGAGGAGGACCUGUACUGGCUGUCAGCCCUGCUGCAGCUCAAGCAGUUGCUUCAGGCCAAGCCCUUCCAGCCUGCGCUUCCGCUGGUGGUUCUCGUGCCCAGCUCCAAAGGAGACUCCAUGGAGAAGGAAGUGGAGGAUGGUCUGAUGUUACAAGAUUUGGUUUCAGCUAAGCUGAUUUCAGAUUACAUUGUUGUUGAGAUCCCUGAUUCUGUUAAUGAUUUACAAGGCACAGUGAAGGUUUCUGGAGCAGUCCAGUGGCUGGUCUCCCGAUGCCCUCAAGACCUGGACCUUUGCUGCCAGACCCUUAUUCAGUAUGUUGAAGAUGGGAUCAGCCGUGAGUUCAGUGGUCGGUUUUUCCACGACAGAAGAGAGAGGCGCCUGGGUGGCCUGGCCUCCCAAGAGCCCAGCACCAUUAUUGAGUUGUUCAAUAGUGUGCUCCAGUUCCUGGCCUCUGUGGUGUCCUCUGAGCAGCUGUGUGACAUCUCCUGGCCUGUCAUGGAGUUUGCUGAGGUGGGAGGCAGCCAGCUUCUUCCUCAUCUGCACUGGAACUCAGCAGAGCAUCUAGCUUGGCUGAAGCAAGCUGUGCUUGGCUUCCAGCUUCCACAGAUGGAUCUCCCACCUACAGGAGCGCCCUGGCUCCCUGUGUGUUCCAUGAUCAUUCAGUAUACCUCCCAGAUUCCCAGCUCGUGCCAGACCCAGCCUGUCCUCCAGUCCCGGGUGGAGAACCUGCUGUGCCGGACUUACCAGAAGUGGAAGAGCAAGAGCCUCUCUCUAGGCCAGGAGUCGGGGCCUUCAGUUGCUGAGAUCCCAUGGGAUGACAUCAUCACCUUGUGCAUCAAUCACAAGCUGAGUGACUGGACACCCCCCAGACUUCCCAUCACAGCAGGUAGUUGCCAUCAUGUAGCUGCUGCCAAGGGUGGCGAGAAGAAGGGCCGUUCUGCCAUUAGCGAGGUGGUGACCCGAGAAUACACCAUCAACAUUCACAAGCGCAUCCGUGGCGUGGGCUUUAAGAAGCGUGUUCCUAGGACACUCAGAGAAAUCCAGAAAUUUGCCAUGAAGGAGAUGGGGACUCCAGAUGUGCGGAUUGAUACCAGGCUCAAUAAAGCCCUCUGGGCCAAAGGAAUAAGGAAUGUUCCAUACCGUAUCUGGACUAAACAUGUGUCCAGCGGUGUCUGUGUGCUGUGCAUCCUUCUUAACCAUGAGAACUUCCACGCUUGUGCUUUCAGUUCGGGGACAAAGGCUUCUCAUCCUUCUGCAAGCAGUUUUCCUACUCCACUGCUUCACGUGCACCAUAAAGGGAAGAAAAACGAGGAGAGUGGCCGAGAGGGGAACCUCAGCACAGACAAUCUGAUGCGCGGAGCUUCAGCGGAAGAGCUCCUGGCACAGUGUCUGUCCAGCAGUCUGCUGGAGGAGAAGGAAGAGAACAAAAGGUUUGAGGAGCAACUCCAGCAGUGGGUAUCUCAAGACUCACAGGCAUUUGCAGAGUCAACUUGCCUUCCUCUCUACCUUCCUCAGACACUCAUAUCUUUCCCUGACAUUAUCAAAACUAAGACUGUGCUGAAAACAUCUACAACAAGGAGACCUCAGAAUGAAGGGGCAGGAGAGCAAUUGCAGUUCUCAGAGAUAUCAGACAUGUCGCUAACUGGAAGGCUGAAGCACCUGGAAAGGCUGAUUCGAAGUUCAAGGGAAGAAGACGUUGCCUCUGAGCUCCACCUGUCUGCGCUGCUGGACAUGGUGGACAUUUGAACAGUCUGACAUGUGAGGUGUUGUUUUCUUUGUAAUGGUUUUGUUUUCAACCAAAUUAUGCUAUGCUCAGAUGCUUGGUGUCCUGUCAGAAAUGAGAUUAUCAAUUAUGCAAAUAAACUAUUUGAGUCAUCCGAGAUCCUUCUUAGUUUUUGAAUAAAAGGCGGUAUGAUGUCUUUAAUAGUAUUUGUGCUGUAACCUUAGACUGGCACUCCCCAGAGAAUCUUUAUAAGUGUCUGGUUUUCUGUACAUAGACAUUUUGAGAAUUUUGUGUAUAAGUAGCUGAAUUUACAUCAUUUCAGCCCCUCCCCCCACUCUGGAAUUCCUGACGCAUUCUACUUUAAUGGUUGUUACAUAUAUAUACAUAUGCAUACAAUCUACUGAGUCUGUAUAAUGUUGCUGAUAUGUGUAUGUGUUCAGGGCUAACCAUUUGGAAUUGGAGAACCUUUUACAGGUCUCCUCCCUGACGAACCUGAUCCUCCCUGCUUGUACUGUUUGAAUAGAUGAUUAAUUUCUUAGGAAAGUCUCUGACCCUGGUGUGCUAGACAUCAGAAAUGCAGGGACAAGGUCAACUCUGCUCAUCAGGAGAGCCAGCAGACCUAUGCAUACAUACAUACGUACAUGAAUACAUACUUACACUUAUACAUACAUGCUGUUGUGGUUUGAAAGAAAAUGGCCCCCAAAGGGAGUGGCACCCUUUGGAGGUGUGGCUUUAUAGGAGUAGGUAUGGCCUUGUUUGGAGGAGUGUGUCACUGUGGGGGUGGGCUUUGAGGUCUCUAUAUAUUCAAGUCAUGCCCAGUGUCCUAGAUUACUUCCUGUUACCUGAGAGUAAAGAUGUAGAAUUUUCAGCUCCUUCUCCAGCACCACGUCUGCUUGCACACCACCAUGUCCUGACAUGAUAAUAAACCUCUAAACCGAAAG